Messenger RNA from Hibiscus syriacus, 2593 nucleotides. Its product is annotated as E3 ubiquitin-protein ligase WAV3-like. The record is from RefSeq and is a predicted model, not a curated record. The coding region runs from base 121 to 2421 and encodes 766 amino acids. The transcript is spliced from 2 exons. NCBI's taxonomy places the organism in Eukaryota, Viridiplantae, Streptophyta, Magnoliopsida, Malvales, Malvaceae.
AAAGGUGGACUUAGAGAUAAAAGACCAGCGAGAAACGAAAAAGAAAGGAAAACGAAAAACAGAGUGUCUUUAUUCAGAGCUUAAAGUCUUGUUUUUCCUCUUAUUGAAGUGCACUGAAAUAUGGGCACUGGUUGGAGAAGAGCCUUUUGCACUACAAUCCCUAGAGAACCAGAAAACACUGUUUUAGACAAGCAGCGGCAACAGAGUCCAAGUCCCAGGAAUUGUUCCAAGCUAAGCUUUUUUUCUACCGGAAGUAACCCUUCUACUCCUCGUUUUCAAUCGCAAGCAGUUCCUAGCCCCAGUCUCCGUUGCCGCACUACCGUUGAACCGUCUUCAACUAGUGAAAGCCCCACCCUCCAAUGCAAAUCCACACCUAGAGCAGCCACUAAAAAUCCUAAGCCAAUUCUCUCCUCAAAUCCUUCCUCUCCUCGUUCCCCUCUCAAGCUCUCACUUUUCCGCAACAGCUUCAAGUUCAGGAGUAGUUGUGGAAUCUGUUUAAACAGCGUGAAGACAGGUCAAGGAACGGCCAUUUACACAGCUGAAUGUUCACACGCCUUUCAUUUCCCAUGCAUAGCUGCUCAUGUUCGCAAACAUGAUUCCCUCAUUUGCCCUGUUUGUAAUACCACCUGGAAAGAUGUUCCUCUUCUCUCCAUCCACAAAAACUCGACUCCUCAAAAUGACACCGUUCUGAUCGAAAACACCUCCCCGAGAAUUGAAGAUAAAAAGAUCAUCGAAUCUUGUUCACCGAGAAUUGUCCAUCAGCCGGAACCCAAACCCAAACCCAAAGCAAAAACAUCAGAUUUAAGAUCCUACGACGACGAUGAACCAUUGCUUUCCCCAACCGCCGGUGCUCGUUUUAUUCCCAUUCCAGAGGCCGAUGAAAUCAUCGAACAAGAAGAAGAGGACGUUGAGGAGUUCCAAGGGUUCUUCGUUAAUCCCAACUCCUCGUCUACCGUCAAAUCUGAUGACUUGCUCUCAUUCAACGGUCGUGAUUUGAGGAAUGUCCAGGCCAGAUUGUCUCCCGAAACGGCGGUCAUUUCAGUGGGCCGUGGAUACGAAACUUACGCCGUGGUUUUAAAAAUCAAGGCCCCACCUCCCCCUACAAAAAUAUUAGCUUAUUCGAGGAAUAGUAGCAAUUCAAAUUUACAUUUGGACCCUUCGCAUCGGGCGCCAAUCGAUUUGGUUACAGUUCUUGAUGUGAGCGGAAGCAUGACCGGUGCUAAACUCCAGAUGUUGAAACGCGCGAUGCGUUUAGUUAUUUCCUCGCUCGGCUCGGGUGAUAGGCUUUCAAUCGUCGCUUUCUCGGCUACUCCAAAACGGUUAUUGCCUCUACGGAGAAUGACGGCUCAGGGUCAAAAAGCUGCUCGGCGCAUUAUUGACCGCCUUACCUGCGGUCAAGGAACUAGCGUUGGCGAUGCGUUGAGGAAAGCAACCAAAGUGCUAGAGGAUCGGAGGGAGAGAAAUCCAGUUGCUAGCAUUAUGUUAUUAUCCGACGGUCAGGACGAAAGAGUCCAAUCCAAUGCUUCCUAUCAAAGGCAUCAUUCAAGCCACGUGUCGUCCACUCGUUUUUCUCACAUUGAAAUCCCGGUUCACGCGUCCGGGUUCGGGCAAAGCAGCGGGUUCAGCCAUGAGCCAAGUGAGGAUGCGUUUGCUAAAUGCGUUGGUGGGUUAUUGAGCGUCGUUGUUCAAGAUUUGAGAAUCCAGCUCAGCUUUGCAUCUGGCUCAGCACCAGCUGAAAUAACAGCCGUUUAUUCAUGCUGUGGAAAGCCUACUGUUUUAACUUCCAGCUCCGUGCGGCUCGGCGAUUUAUACGCCGAGGAAGAAAGGGAAUUACUCUUGGAACUGAAAGUUCCGACUUCGUCGGCGGCUGUGUCCAACCACGUGAUGUGCGUUCGCUCCCUCUACAAGGAUCCCGCCACACAAGAAAUCGUAUACGGUAGAGAUCACACGCUUCUCGUACCUUGGCCCAACGACGUUCGAUCAUUGGCUACCAAAAUCGAACAGUUGAGAUUCUUUUUCAUCACGAUUCGAGCCGUAGCCGAAGCGAGAAGGCUGAUUGAGUGCAGUAACGACUUGACAAGUGCUUACCAUUUGUUGGGCUCGGCUCGAGCCUUGUUGAUGCAGUCAAAUUCAUCAUCGGCUGAGGAAUAUGUCAGAUGUUUAGAAGCUGAGUUGGCGGAACUGCAGUGCAGGAAACAGCAGAUGAUGGAAAUCCAACGGCGGAGGGUGAAUGAAAGGGAAAAGGAAAGGGGAAGGGAAAGAGAGAGAGUGUCGGUUACUGUGGUGAUGGAUGAAAACGGAGAGCUACUUACGCCCUCAUCGGCUUGGAGAGCGGCUGAGAAGUUGGCUAAAGUUGCAAUCAUGAAGAAGUCUUUGACUAGAGUUGGCGAUUUACACGGCUUCGAAAAUGCUAGAUUUUAGUUUAUUUUUCUCCCUCUAAUUAUUACUUUCAUCAAAAAAAAGAUUGUUGUUAUAUUAUGAAAGGGUGUGAUGGUAACGACGGCGCGUGCCUUUCUGCCAUGAGCAUUUGAUUGGUGGGUUGCUUUAAGAAAAAUCUAUUUUUGAUCUUGAAUUCAAAUCUCCAUUUUUCUUC